AUUUAGACCAGCCCGGCUGUAUCCACGGCAACAGAAGCAGGAGUGUCACUGGCCGCCAGAUCACUGAGGGUCCCACAGUGUGAUCUGAGCUGUGAUUUAUCCUGUGUGAGACAGCUUGAGCCCCCAUCCUGGAUUCCAAGACAUCCCUGCUGAGAGAGCCCAGGUGCAGCACAGCAGGACGACUGAUGGAGCCCCCCAGGGCCCAUCGAGUACCGGACUGGCUGACCCCAUAGGGUGGCCAGUAGCCCCUGCCCCUCAGUAUGGCCAACACCACCGGAGAGCCCGAGGAGGUGAGCGGCGCACUGUCCCCACCGUCAGCAUCGGCUUAUGUGAAGCUGGUGCUGCUGGGACUGAUCAUGUGCGUGAGCCUGGCGGGCAACGCCAUCUUGUCCCUGCUGGUGCUCAAGGAGCGUGCCCUGCACAAGGCUCCUUACUACUUUCUGCUGGACUUGUGCCUGGCUGAUGGCAUACGCUCUGCCGUCUGCUUCCCUUUUGUGCUGGCUUCUGUGCGUCACGGCUCCUCAUGGACCUUCAGUGCACUCAGCUGCAAGAUCGUGGCCUUCAUGGCUGUGCUCUUUUGCUUCCAUGCGGCCUUCAUGCUGUUCUGCAUCAGCGUCACCCGCUAUAUGGCCAUCGCCCACCACCGCUUCUACGCCAAGCGCAUGACACUGUGGACAUGUGCAGCUGUUAUCUGCAUGGCCUGGACCUUGUCUGUGGCCAUGGCCUUCCCACCUGUCUUCGAUGUGGGUACCUACAAGUUUAUCCGGGAGGAGGACCAGUGCAUCUUUGAGCAUCGCUACUUCAAGGCCAAUGACACGCUGGGCUUCAUGCUCAUGUUGGCUGUGCUCAUGGCAGCCACACAUGCUGUCUAUGGCAAGCUGCUCCUCUUCGAGUAUCGUCACCGCAAGAUGAAGCCAGUGCAGAUGGUACCAGCCAUCAGCCAGAACUGGACAUUCCAUGGCCCUGGGGCCACCGGCCAGGCUGCUGCCAACUGGAUCGCCGGCUUUGGCCGUGGGCCCAUGCCACCAACCCUGCUGGGUAUCCGGCAGAAUGGGCAUGCGGCCAGCCGGCGGCUGCUGGGCAUGGACGAGGUCAAGGGUGAAAAGCAGCUGGGCCGCAUGUUCUACGCGAUCACACUGCUCUUCCUGCUCCUCUGGUCACCCUACAUUGUGGCCUGCUACUGGCGAGUAUUUGUGAAAGCCUGUGCCGUGCCCCACCGCUACUUGGCCACUGCCGUUUGGAUGAGCUUCGCCCAGGCUGCUGUCAACCCGAUCGUCUGCUUCCUGCUCAACAAGGACCUCAAGAAGUGCCUGAGGACUCAUGCCCCAUGCUGGGGCACAGGAGGUGCCCCGGCUCCCAGAGAACCCUACUGUGUCAUGUGAAACAGGCUGGUAGGCAGACAGGCAGGGAGAAGGUCAUGGCCACCAUGAUGGGGCCGACAGCAAGGGAGGCGUGGGGCCCCAUAUAGGAGGCUUCCUUUCUGAUCUCCAGCCCCAGCCCCUCUAACCACCUGUAAUCUAGGCACCUUGGCCAACAUCUCCCCGGGGUGGGGACUGGGAAAGAGGCGUUUUUAGUUUUGUGGGGCCUGUCUCUGCCGCCUCCUUCUCCACUUCUACAAUCUCAUGUUCUCUCUCUUUCUUUCUUUCUCUCUCUCAGAAGUGACAAUUCAGAAAAAGAAAACAAAACUGGGAAUGCAGGUUUUUCUACUAACAGCUGAGGAGACAGGCUUUCUUGCUUUAAUGUCUCUCCUUCUGACAUUGUCCAGAAGGGGGAAAUUUGUCCUGUAAAAUAGACUUCCAGAGCUCUUAUUGCUCCCUCUGCUCCCAGGCACCCUCCUCUUCCAAGUCCUUUAGCAAGGCCUGGAUGUUUAGGGAGAAAUUGAUCCAAGGCUGCUGACACAGGGACCAAAGGGGGUGCUGGGUCCCCAGGGAGCAGGGAUGUUUACUUGCUACGUUGUGUACAAUGUUGUUUUAGGCCAACUUUGGUCCCAAGCCCAGUCUCCUCUUCUUCCCCACCGUGUCCAGACCUCCCGAGUGGUUCUCGUGCAUCUGUUGGAGAAGCUGAGAGGGUAGGGAGAUGGGCCCCCAGUAUGGGCCCAGGCUAGGUGAAAAGCAGGAUGUGAGCUGAACUCCUCAAGCUAAAGAGACCUGAGCUUGGCCUCAUUCUCUCAUGCUGCUUUCUGGAUCCCUGACCCCCAACUCUUCUUCCUGAGGAUGGAAAUCCAUUUCAGCCCUGCUAGGGCUGAUGUGGGUACCAUACAGGCAGGAGCAGCCCCCCAAGGAAGUGUAGUGAGGCCACCAAACUCCCCAGAGUAACCAGACCACAGAGCCUCGAGUCAGAGCUAAAGUCAACCCGAAAUUUCCUCCUGGGUCCACACUACUCUUCAGAAGAUGAAAAUUCUUUUUUGGCCUUGGUAACUGAUUAACUGAUAGUGGUACAAACUCCAAGGUACUGUGGUCUCUAGUCCAUCCCUAUCCAACCUCUUUUUGUCCCCCUCAAGCCUCAGGGGCCUCAAGCCCCUCCUUGGUAGCUCUCCACCUUCUGGGCCCUCAGACCCAAACAUUCUUCCUCCCAACAGCCCCUCCCCCUUUCUCCCUCCGUCCUUACCUACACUCAAAGUGGAGCAGACUGCAGCCAGAUUUUCUGGUGGGAGAUCGCAAGCUUCCCUCCCUGGGGCAGAGUCCACUCUGGGCGUACUUCAAGGCCAAGGCCAUUGGUGAGCCAAGCUGGUGCUCCUUUGCCUGGGCUUGCCCAAGCUUUCUGCCCCCUCUCAUUUCCUGCAAAGGGGGUGGGUUCUGUAUUUAUCCACCCCCACUUCCCCUUCUCAACAGUAGCCCUUGUGUCAAGCUCCCUCCCUACCCCAAGACAGCCCCAGAAUGGGAGAAGCCUCACCCAAAAGGAAUGGGGAUGGCACUCGGCACGAGGCAGGAGAAACAUUAAUGAGCCUGGCUGCAUAGUGGCCUUGGAAAGGCAGGCCAGAGUGGCUGAGAGGCCGGGAGUGGGGGGACCUGUUCUCUCAGUGAUAGUGAUGGGGGUGCCUUUCCGAGGGAGUGGGGUGGGAAGACCAAGGGGGCGGGGGGUAAAUAGGGUACAUUCAGGAGAGUUUUCCUCCGUUUCUUUUUUCUAACUGCCUGGAUUCACCAUUGGAUUUUGUAAAUGGAAAAACUGAAAUGAACAAUGCUAUAUUGGAUGUUUUCUCUUUCUGACUGUGUGUGUGUGUCUGUGUCUGCGUGUCCUGUCUGUGUGACCACAUGUGGGGAGGUAUGAUUGCAACAGCGUGUGUCUGUGUAACUUUGUGUGGGGAGGCACCUCUGAGGAAAACGUGCCUGGUGCACACAUCUGAGCAAAUGCCUGUAUGUGGAAACAUAUACUGCACAUGCACAUGCACACAUGCACGCACGCACCUAGCUGAGAGAAGACAAACGAGUAUGUACCUGCAGCAGGAAGAAGAGCGGUGGUCAGGAGAUGGAACUUGGAAACGGUAGGUAUGUAUGUAGCAAGAGGGUAGACUCCCAUCUCCUAAGAUCGCUGCCCUUGGCCUAGGCUCUGAGCACGGGAAGGGGGCAGGGAACUUGAGAACCUCAUCUCCUCCCAAAGCUUGGAGCCCCAGGUACCACUCCUAACACUGGUCUCAGUCUCCUUCCCAAGUUCAAACAAGAUGUUCCUGAAAUUGGACAUCAAUGGGGGACUGGGAAUUGGGGAUCAAAUGUGGGGGGAACUGAUGUGGUUAGGAAAUGCCUCUCACAAAGUAACGGCUUCCGGAGGGACUGCUCAGCCUGGGAUGGGAGCCCUUCCUAAGGGUCCACUGUAUACAGCUGGGACUUUGGUCAGCUUUGACCAAAAUCAGAGGGAGGGGUAUCACGGGGGGAAAAAAAAACACCCAAGCCUGGGAGUCUACCCAGCCAGCCUGCUCCCUGGGCACUCAAUUAAUUUAUUAUCUAUUUAUUUAUUCUCUCAGGUGCACAGAAUUGAGUUUAUUUAUUCCUCAGUUCUUGGCACACUGUAUCAUCAUUGGUCCAUGUGAGGCCCUUUUAUUCUUUCUUUUGUUUCGUUUUGUCCCCUUCAUCACCCAUCCCUGAUCCCAUCCCCUGCCACAAAGGCACCCACUCUCGUGUAUUUAACGUAUGUCCUUCCAAUCCACCGUUCAUGUGUUUAUUUACAUAUAUGUGUAUCUACGAAAAUUAUAUGGUAUUGUUAUGUGUUUUAAUUUACAUAAACAGUAUUGUACUA
This is a messenger RNA of Propithecus coquereli (Coquerel's sifaka), 4230 nucleotides long. It is a transcript of the gene GPR173, whose product is annotated as G protein-coupled receptor 173. Gene Ontology annotation, cellular component: plasma membrane. The record is from RefSeq and is a predicted model, not a curated record. The transcript has 2 exons. Lineage: Eukaryota; Metazoa; Chordata; Mammalia; Primates; Indriidae. Gene Ontology annotation, molecular function: G protein-coupled receptor activity. Gene Ontology annotation, biological process: G protein-coupled receptor signaling pathway. Bases 261 to 1382 code for a protein of 373 amino acids.